Messenger RNA from Hippocampus zosterae (dwarf seahorse), 4296 nucleotides. RefSeq names its product myelin protein zero (gene mpz). Gene Ontology annotation, cellular component: membrane. The coding region runs from base 389 to 1069 and encodes 226 amino acids. The transcript is spliced from 6 exons. The record is from RefSeq and is a predicted model, not a curated record. NCBI's taxonomy places the organism in Eukaryota, Metazoa, Chordata, Actinopteri, Syngnathiformes, Syngnathidae. Gene Ontology annotation, biological process: myelination.
AAUCAAUGUCACUGCCUGUCAUUAACUUGAGGGGUUAACAUCAGCAUUAAAAUCCCCAGAGGGUGGGUCUCUGUCAGGGAUGGCGGUCCUGCGUGGACCCCUUGGAAGUAGGGGGUAAGAAGGAGGAGAGUUCCUAGGGCCGGGGCCGAGCAAGGGGUGUGUCCCCCUAUAAAGACUCCUCACACCGUCGGGCCUUCUGUUGCUGUCUUGUGCCUCUUGGCUCCAUCCUUUGUCAUCGUCGUCAUCUUCUUCACACACUCUCCAGCAGAGUGGGACUCUUACACCACCGAGACCGGUCACUUGGGUGUCUGUCUGCGCUUUGUGUGUGUUCAUCACCCCUCUUGAUUCCUUCACGUCGGUGGGAAGUCCACACUUGCCCCAGACCAUCAUGCUGACCCUGGUGGCGCUGGCCUCCCUCCUCGUCCUGGCCACAGUGCCCGAGCCGUCCCAGGCCAUCGUGAUUUACACAGGCUGGGAACGUCACGCCCUGGUGGGCACUGAGGUGCGGCUCUCCUGCUCUUUCUUCUCCUGGCGCUGGACCUCCGAGGACGUCACCUUCUCCUGGACCUACAGGCCCGACGGCGCCAGGGAUAGCAUCUCUAUCUUCCACUACACGGGCGGGAUGGCCUACGUGGACAACAAGGGUCCCUUCAGGGACCGACUGGAGUUUGUGGGGGACCCGGGCCGGCGCGACGGCUCCAUACUGCUCAAGAAUUUGGAGUUCAGCGACAACGGGACCUUCACCUGCGACGCCAAGAACCCACCCGACAUUGUCGGACGGCCCUCCAGCGUGCGCCUGCUCGUCUUUGAGAAAGUGCCUAUCCAGGCGGGCGUGAUCACGGGCUCCAUCAUCGGCGCCGUCCUGGGCCUCCUGCUGCUGAUCGUGGUCAUCUACUACCUGAUGCGCUUCCUGGUGGCGCGCCGCGUCUUCAGCCUCAACGUCAGUAAACACGGCAAGAAAAAGAAGGAGGGAUCACAGCAGAGACAGGGCCCCGCGCCAGCGGUCGACACCGCCAAGCCGAAGACCUCGGAAAAGAAGAAGCAGGAGUCCCGCAAGGACCGCAAAUAGGAUAAGGGGCGGGGCUGGGGCGCGCUCCUCGGGCGCCUGCUCCGGCCCGGGCAGGAUGGGGGGACGGGUGGCGCAGGGGGUGCGGCGGCGGCGGUAGAGGACGCCGCCGGGCGGGUGUUGAUGACCAUCGAGCUGGAGCUGACCCGUCAGGAGGGCCUGGGGGGCGGCCCCUCCAAAGCCCCCGGCCUCCUUUCUCGCCUCGCUCGGCAGCUCACCCUUAAAUAAGGAGGGGGGGGGGGCUGUCAUCCGAAAGUGCAGUGGUAUCGAUUAAGAUUUAUGAUUGUGAAGUCGGCGUGAUCUCGUCCCAGCCUCGUUUUGGCACCGCCCGCUUGCUUGUGCCCCCGCCCCACAGGGGCACCGCCCUGCUUCCUGCUCCGCUCACCAAUUCUUGUGAAUGUUUCAAUGCUCUCUUUUAACCACUGUCCUCUCUCUCUUUCUCUCUCUCUCUCUCUCUCUUUUUAUCUCUCUCUCUCCCCCAUCCUUCUUCUUCUUUUCUUAGAUAAAGGUCUGACUCCUCCGUGACGCCUCCGCCCCACUAGUCUGCCUGACGCACCCCCCCUUCUCCUUUCCCCUCAGUCGUCAUUACUUCCCAUUAUAUCUCUUCCUUAAAGGCAGUCUAUAAGAAGAAUAGAUGCCCCCUCUAUGCCCCCCCACCUGUGCCCCCACCCCUGCACUGUCAGUGGUUGUGUCAAAUAAUUUCCUCACCGGAGUCCCUUUAUGCACUCAUCGGGCCACGCGUAAAAAAAAAGUGUUUAAGGGCUAACGACGCUCGUAACCGGCGCCACAGGAGCCCAACAGACGCCCCUCGGGCCGGGCCACAGCCUCCUGAAUCCCCCCCCCUCCCACCCCCUUUUAUGACUCAAUCUGGCGGAAAGCACGUGACCAAGCCUCGGCCAGACCUCGGGCACCGUCGACAGAGAUAGCAGUCCUGCCCUUUUUAAGAUUAACUCAUCUGCAUGAUGCAAAAAAAAUAAUAAAAUAGAAGAUAAAAAGAGAAAGAAUCGUAGAUUUUCUUUCGUUUAAAAAGAAAGCUUUUUUUUUUUCGUGGAAAGACAUUUAAAUAUUAAAAAAAAACAAGGGCGGAAAUUAUUUGGGUUGGGGGGAGUAAUAACAAGGUCAAAGUCAGAAUUUGGGUAGAAAUGCCGCAAUAGGUUUUAAUUGAAAACAAAUUCUGACUCAAGUAGUUUUUUUUUUUUUUUAGAAGAAGAAACUUAGAUAUGAGAAGAUAUUUUGGGGAAGAUAAGUCAUAAUUUUAGAGGAAUAAAGAAUUAAAUAUAAAGACUAAAGACACUUUUGGAGAGGAAAUACCUGAUUAAAAUGAUUCAAAUUGUCAUUGAGGAAAUUGCAAAUAUUCCAAGACCAAAGAUAUUUUUUUUUCCUGGCCUUGAAUUUUUUUUUAUUUUAGUGUAGAAUAAAAGUCACUUUUUUUCCCCCCUCCAAGAUAAAACUUUUUUUUGGGGGGGGGGGUGCCAGAAUUACUCAGUAUUAUUUCAAAUGGAAAAAUCCGACCAUAGAAUAUUGAAUCCGACGUUCCAUUAUAAAAUUAACAGCAAAAUAAAACAACAUGUUGGACUUUGUGUUGCCGCUGUUUUUUCUCGGCCUGGCGCUACGUCGCCCUCCUCUGGCCCCAGGUGGAGGUAAAUGGCAUCCAUUUCUGCCCGCCUUCACGAAUAACGGCUGCGCAUUUCCCGGCUGAGCCAGCUGUUCAGCGUUUGGGUGGUGGCGCGUAUGUUUCAAUGUCCGCCGUUUCGCCUGGCAGGCCAGCGACUGACGAGUACGGAUGACGUCACGGGGCUGGAGGGCGGGCGGCGGACAGAAGCUAUUUAUUACGGGACCGUCCUCCUUCCCCCCCCCACCCACCCUUAAAAAAUCUUGCUGCCGUCCCGCGUCACAUCACUUCUUUGGCUUUUAUCUCCUUCCGCUUCCUGUCAUCUGGCGGCUCCGCAGCAUAGGACUCGGCACAAUCCACUUUGCUCGUUAAGACUCUGCUUAUCGGACUCUCAGCUUCCCUCCCUCCUUCACUUGCCCUUCAAGCAACCCCGCCCUCCCUUUGCUCUCCUGGGGAGCUGUGCGGUACUCGCCAUCCCGCACCUUCUGACCCUCCCGCCAUCUUUUGUUCCAAUGCCAGGAUGCUCAACCUCUGCCGCCCCGCCCCCCUCUGCCCCCCCCCCCCCCCCCGAUUGGCCAAAGGAUGUUGGGUGUAUAAAUCCGCAUUCCCACCAAAGGGUCUCGUUGGCUUUGGCUCAGUAUGCUUGGGAAGGUGAAUACCUGACCCGGCUUGUUUUUCUUGGUAGGUUUAAUCGUUGCAUCUAAAAUGAGUCAAACGGUAAAUUGUGUGAAGCGCAGACAGCCUCUGUUGUUUUCAAUGAUUUUUUUUUUUUUUUUGCUCCGCCUCAAUAACCGAAAGCUUUAGCGAUCUCAAACAUAAAAAAAAAAUGUAAAUCAGUAAAGUCAAAAGGGAACUUGAGGAAAGACCCAACAACUGAAACCCUGUGCUACUGGUACCUAGACGCAAUGACAAAAUUAUUUAAAGAUUUUUGUCUUUUUUUUUUUUUUUUUUUGCUUGGCAGAAUUCUCUGUAGGCCGAGUAUGUGUGGGUCAGUGAGCUUGGCUGCUGCGUACACAGCAGCGAAAGGAGAGGGAGAGUCGGCAGGGACAGAAAGUCAGACCAGGAAUUGCCAUGGGUGAUGUUUUUGAUGAACUACCAAUUAUUUGGGUUCCGAAUGGAAUUGCCAAGAGUUGCGUACUGAUCCGGAGCCAAACGAGGCUACUUGGUGGAAACACGGUUCAUCGUGUACGUCGCGCUAAGCAUCAAAACAACAAUGUUAGCCUAAGUCAAGCAAUAGAAAGUUCUUGAAAUGGCUGAACAUUCUUGGCCAAGUCUCAGUGGACUUGUGGUCUUCAAAGGUGCUCCCCUGUCCUCCAAAAACCAAACCACGAGCCAAACGGCGCAUCGGCAGACAUCAAGCUUGGGGGAUGGCCGAGACUUGAAUGUUCCUUUUUGAAAAUUCCGAGCUAUCUGGAAUGCUUGUAAUCAUACUAAAACGCCUUGUAUGUUUUAUGAGCUGUAUUAGGAGCAACGUAACAUUCCCUCAUUUGAAAUUGACUUCAUCUCAAGUUUUUGAUGUUUUCUUUUUUUUUACAUUUAUUUAAUUUAACGCAUGUCGUCACGCUAAUUGAAUGUGUAAUAUGUUGUAAAAAGAACGUGAAUAAAACAUUUAAGUCCA